Messenger RNA from Suillus subaureus, 285 nucleotides. RefSeq lists its product as uncharacterized. The record is from RefSeq and is a predicted model, not a curated record. The coding region runs from base 1 to 285 and encodes 94 amino acids. Lineage: Eukaryota; Fungi; Basidiomycota; Agaricomycetes; Boletales; Suillaceae. The transcript has 4 exons.
AUGCCCAUCACACUUGACUCUGGCACUCGUCACUUCAUGUCAACGCUUUCCAAUCUCACAUUGAAUCAUAUAUGUUUAUCUACAGCAUUGGAUAUGACUUCUAUUGAAAUUACCCAGUGGCUAUUUGGCAAUUCGUUGAAGACUUCAGUCAUUGAAUAUGUUGCUCAACUAUGGGAAGGAAUUCUAGAGACAUACACUGUAGUUGUCACUGCAUUCAAGAAUACUGAGAAAGCACCUGCACUACUCCCUUAUGUGCCAUCCUCGAGCUUGUCCAUCAAUGUCUAG